This is a messenger RNA of Amphiprion ocellaris (clown anemonefish), 3622 nucleotides long. RefSeq names its product all-trans-retinol 13,14-reductase-like. NCBI's taxonomy places the organism in Eukaryota, Metazoa, Chordata, Actinopteri, Pomacentridae. Bases 246 to 2078 code for a protein of 610 amino acids. Gene Ontology annotation, molecular function: oxidoreductase activity. The transcript is spliced from 12 exons. The record is from RefSeq and is a predicted model, not a curated record.
CUCCUUCCUUCACUCCACCCCUCAUUUUAACCUCCAUCUCCUCUGAGUUUUAGUGCUCUUCUUAAGGGGAACCAUCGGUGGAUCGCUUUCCUCUUCCUUUUAACCACUUUUCUCUUCCUUCUUCACUCCUACUUGGAUUCUUCUUCUGUAACUUGAUGUUUUCCUCUUGGGUUUUUCUGCUGUGUCUGUUUUCCUUCCUGCUGUAGUCAGUGUUGUAUAUAGUAGAUUCACAGCUCUCCUCUGCUAUGUGGUGGUGGCUGCUUGGGAUACUGAGCUGCUUGGUGUUGGCGGGGGUUGUUACCUUCUUCCUGGUCACCGGGAAACGCCACAAGGUGUUUAGUGAGAAGUGCCUGAGGCCGCCGGGACCCCUGGUCACUGAUAGCAAACAGAGGGAUGCCAGGCUGAAGACAGGGUUUCGAGUGGACCGCGUUCCUGCUGAUCUGGAUGCGGUGGUGAUUGGCAGCGGCGUGGGAGGUUUGACAGCAGCAGCGCUUUUAUCCAAAGCUGGGAAGAAGGUUGUUGUUCUUGAGCAACACGAUCAGGCUGGAGGCUGCACACACACCUUCGAGAAUAAGGGCUUUGAGUUUGAUGUGGGCAUCCAUUACCUGGGCCAGCUUCAUGAGAACGGCAUGUUAAAAAUUGCUUUGGAUCAGAUCACAGAGGGACAGUUGAUAUUCACAAAGCUGGAGAAGCACUUUGACACGCUGGUCCUGGGUCAGCCUGACCAGCGCAGAGAGUACCAUAUCCAUGCUGGGAAGACUGAGAUGGCAGCAAGCCUGAAGAAGCAGUUCCCAGGAGAAGAGGAGGCCAUUGAUGAGUUCAUGAGACUGAUGAAGCUAGCCUCUCGGAGGACGCCCCUCAUCGCCACCUUGAAGAUCGUUCCCUACUGGCUGGUGAACUUCCUCAUUAAGACUGGCCUCUUAGAUCGCAUAUCUUCAGUGUUUCUUCUAGCAACAACCAACCAUUCAGAACUAAUAUCCCGCCUCACGAAGAACAAGGACCUGCAGGCUCUUUCUGCCUACCUGUUCUAUGGUGUUCCUCCUAAAGAGUCCAGCUUUCUCAUCAAUGCUCUCCUCCUCCACCACUACAAGCGUGGUGCGUACUACCCACGAGGGGGCGCCAGUGAGUUUGCUUUUCACAUCAUCCCGGUUAUUCAGCAGUCAGGUGGUGCAGUGCUGGUCAGGGCUCCUGUACAACGCAUCCUCCUCAACCAGCAGGGGAAGGCCUGUGGUGUGACGGUGCUUAAAGGACAAGAAGAGAUUGAGGUCCGUGCCCCUGUUGUCAUUUCCAAUGCUGGAAUAUUCAACACCUUCCAGAAGUUUCUACCUCAGCAGAUACAGGACCAACCAGAGAUCCAGUCGUUGUUAGGUAUGGUACGUCAUGGAAUGGGUUCCUUCUUGGUGUUCGUUGGUUUGGAUGGAACCAAAGAGGAGCUGGGCAUUGUUUCCACCAACUUCUGGAUGUAUAAAGACAAUGACUUGGACGCACUUAUGGAAAAAUAUUCUUCUCUGAGCAAAGAGGAGGUAUUGGGGAACAUACCCAUGAUGUUCAUCACCUUCCCAUCUGCUAAGGACCCUACAUCCAGCAUCAGACACCCAGGGAAAUCCUGUAUGACUUUGCUAACUAUGGCUCGCUAUGAGUGGUUCGAGGAAUGGGAGGGGACGAAGCUUGGCAAGAGAGGACAGGAUUACGUGGACAUGAAAAACAGCAUGGCCCAGGAGCUGCUGGAGUGGGCGCUGACCAUCUUCCCUCAGCUACGAGACAAGGUGGUGAUGGUAGAUGCUGCCUCCCCUCUAACUAACGUGCACUAUCUGGGUGCUCCGAGAGGUGAGAUGUAUGGAGCUGAACACAACUUGGAGCGCUUCAGUCCGGAAGUGGUUGCUAAAACCCGACCGCAGACUCCGAUCGACGGCCUCUACCUAACAGGUCAGGACGUCUUCUGUAACGGCAUGGCUGGAGCUCUGCAUGGCGGGCUGCUCUGUGCAUCAGCUGUCCUCAAUCAGAUUCUCUACAUCGACCUUCUGGCCCUGAAGACCCGCCUCAAACACAAACGGACCAAUCCCACCCUGGGCUGGUAGCAGCAGGGACGAAUGCAUGUAAACUUCUCGGUGUUUUCUGCAUUUGAUUUUCUCACUUUCUCAGAUUUUUUCAGAAUGCCACACGUGUUGCAGAACUGUUAGUUGGACAAAGCGAGGUUUUUGGAUCGGCACUUGUAAUUAAUAUGUUCAUUUUAUGAUCCAAUAGUCGUAUUUAUUGUUGGUUGCCUUCUCCUUCACAACUCUUUGCUUUGCGAGUUACAGAAUAGUUCUAACAGCAGCGUCUCGAAUGGUUUCAUUUGUCCAAAUCCUACAAAACUGAUUUCACUGGUUACAAAUCCCAGAACAAAGUAUGAUCAGCCCCUUUAGCAAUAAUUGAGCAGAAUUCACUGAAAAACAUCAUUGUGCUCUCAGAUAGAUUUGUCUUUCAUUGGUCUGCAGAAAUAAUUGCAUAAGUGAUCGAUUAAUCAAAAGAAAUGGAAACCUGGGAACUCUAUUUUCAUUUUCUCACAUUAUGCAAUUUUGUAAAACAAUCUGAAGAUUUCACCUCAUGCCAGCUAACUACUAAAUUUUACUUUUGUAAGCAUAACUCAAUAGAGCCCCUAAUGAGCUUUAUUUCCGCCCAGAAUUUGAGCUGUGAAGAAAUACUUCAUAAUGAUGCUGGAGCUUUCAGUGAGCUGUAAUCAGUGGAAGCAGAUAAAGAAUCUCGUGCAACUGACAGCGUCUCCCGGCAUCCAGAGUUUACUGCUGAUUGUUUGGUUGUUGUUUAUAAUCUGAACACCAUGUUAAUCCUGUAAAAUCUUCCAAGUUUCCCUUUAAACGUGCAAACAAUGAGCUGUCAGUCGGCGUUGUUUGGUUAGUUGCUGUGUUUUAAAACACCAAGACAAAAGAAGACAAGGUUUCUGACAGGGAGGCUGAGUUUGUUCCAUCUUUGAAGUUUGAAAAUGUGAAGGCAGAAUGGAAGCCUCGGAGUCGUAGUGUUUUGUGUAAGUUUCACAAACUGGAGGAAGGAUGAGUGAUGAACUGUGUAGUUUGAAAGUGUGGAAAUGUUGUGGAAUGUGCUUCAUAAUUACAUAAAAGGCUCCAAAGUUUAAAAGGAAUUGUGUACUCUGACUCAGAUUGUGGAUUUUGUUGCUUUGAAUAACAGUUUUCAGCUGUUUAUGUUUAGAAUAAUCUUUAAAUUAUUGAUUAAACCCAACAAACCAAGAACUGAAUGAUGGAAAAGACACUGAAUGUGGUAAAAGAGCUGGUGUUGGAAAAGUUCCCCUUUAAACAAACGCAUCCUCUAGCCACAUUAUUAGGUACACACGUGCCUGUCAGCUUUAUUUUUUGACACUAAUUCAUUAAAUAAAUCAUGUUAACCCUGUAAAACCCACUGUUGCAAAAAUAUAUCAGCUUUAUAUUUCUUUCUAUAUUUGGGUUUUAAAGGGUUACGUCGAUUAUACAUAAAUAAAUAAGUUGUUUCUACUAAUAUUUCUGUGUAAUUUCAUAAGAAAUGUGUAAAUGUGACGUAUCUCAUGCCUGAACACUGGAUCUGAGUGAUCUUCAUGUAAGUAAAUAAAAUGAAAACAACUUUUUAAGCUGCA